Messenger RNA from Esox lucius (northern pike), 1534 nucleotides. RefSeq names its product MID1 interacting protein 1, like (gene mid1ip1l). Gene Ontology annotation, biological process: regulation of lipid biosynthetic process. The transcript is spliced from 2 exons. The record is from RefSeq and is a predicted model, not a curated record. NCBI's taxonomy places the organism in Eukaryota, Metazoa, Chordata, Actinopteri, Esociformes, Esocidae. Bases 270 to 764 code for a protein of 164 amino acids. Gene Ontology annotation, cellular component: cytosol.
GACACGGCGACUACAGAGAGGUGGAUCUUUUUUCCCAGCCGGCGUGCCCACUAUAAAUCCUCGCGUCGUUCUGCGAAAAUCUAAGGACGAGGAACUAAGUCAAUCAACCUCUUUUUUCCUCCUUGUGUUUAGUAGAGCAAGGAGCCUAAGCAACUGUACAUUUACUCACGCACCAUCAAGAAAGCGGUUGCACGGACCACUGGUUGAUAAGUGACAUUUGGAUAACCACCUGUUUCCUGCAAACCCAGGUCUGCCCAGAAGCCUCCAAGAUGAUGCAAAUUAGCAGCGAUCCGGCCAGCAACAAGAACUCCCUCCUCAACGUGAUGCGCCGCUUCAUCGCAGCCGCCAACAACAUGGACGAGACCAUCAUGGUGCCCAGCCUGCUGAGGGACGUUCCCCUGGAGGAGCAGGAGAGCGCGCAGCCGGCCAGGGCCACGGAAAGCAACAACGAGGCGCCCUGCCCUAACAAACAGAGGGACAUGUACGAGCACUACCUGCUCCUGAAGUCCAUCAAGAACGACAUGGAGUGGGGCCUCCUGAAGAGGGAGAUGAGUGGCGGGGCCAGCUUCCUGGAAAUGGCCGUCAAGCAGGAGCAGCGGUCACACCCCGGGGGGGACUCUGAGGACGAGACCUCCGACCUGGAGGGUCAGUUCCACUACCACCUCAGGGGACUGUUCGGCGUGCUGUCAAAACUCACCGUGCAGGCGGAUCACCUCACGAACCGCUACAAGAGGGAAAUCGGAGGAGGUAAUUUCAUGAGAUAGGGCUCACAUCUGGCUGAACUCGAACUGCUUCGCUUCCAACUGGGAAGUGGUGAUCUCUUGGUCUUAGUGUGAGAGCGCAGUGGAAUGACCAGAGCAUCUACCUUCUGACUUUGAUCCUGUGUUGAGUAGUGACCCCUUUACCCCCGCGCCCCCUGCAUAGUUCCACUAAUCACAAACCAAUCUGAUUGACACCUGCACUUAUUCCUGAACGUGUGAGGUCAUGACAUCGGAUUCUUUAAACCGUGCUUUGAAUGUUCAUCUGGGUUUGUCAACAUCUAAUGCUGGUUGGCCGUUUUUGCUGUCAUGGUUUGGCGUCUAGUUCACUGGGCCCCGAUUAAAUUAAUAGGAAGUUCCCGUUGUCUUCAUUUCAAGUCCUCCCAUUUAUUUUGAGUCACUCUUAUAUCUGUGUCUGUAAUCCAUGUCUUUGUAAAUGUCUGUAAAGGUUUAACUGUAGGAGUAUUUGGAAUGCUGGUUGUUCUGUCCCUCCUAAAGGACACAAGUCUGGUCUGGUUAAAGGGCCUUUAUUUAAAUAAAGCGUUCUUGUCGCUUUCUAGUCAUCCUGAAGAUACAUGGUGUGCCUUGAAUUUUUAACUCAUUCAAGUCCUGCUCAGAUGUCUGUCUCGUCCACAUUGUCUGAAUGGAAUGGAAAUGGCGCCUGACACCCUUUUUGAAGUUGGAAGUAUUGUAAUGCCACUUUAUGUAUUAUCUUGGGAUAUUUUAAAUCUAAUUUUUGUAUUGAGCAACUUUAAAUAAAGAAUUAAACUCCUGUU